AUGCCGCCCACUCCGCCUUCAACGACUUCGUCAAGCGCAGGACAGUCGCCGCCAGAUCCGCAAUUUAGAGUUGUACGUAAACGGAAUCGAGUUCCCUUAUCAUGUGGAGCAUGCAGGCAUCGAAAGCUGAAAUGCAAUCGAGGUCAUCCCUGCGACAAUUGCACCAAACGCGGAGAUACGGCAUCAUGUACGUACGCUGCUCCAGGCAACCGCAAGAAGAGCUCAGCCAGCACCGGCUCCGCCACGACGCCCGAUGAUAUGCAGAAUCGCAUUGACCGUCUCGAGGGGCUGGUUCUCUCGCUGAUGACCAAUGGCGCGCAGAGCGCAGGGCCUGCCGCUGCUCAAGCAGCUAUCGCGAACAGCAUGGCCAAUGCUGGCCCGGACCAGCAAUUCGAUCCAAGCCAAAUGAUCACGAGCAUGAGCACCGGCGCUCCCGAGUCGAUACCCGAGGAGGACGUGAACGAUGAAAGCGAGAUGGAGACCGUUACAAAGUCUAUUGGAGUAAUGAAGGUGCACAACAACCACACCAUAUUCGCAUCGGAAGCACACUGGUACGCAAUCUUGGGCGAAUUGUCGGAAGUCAAGAACUACUUCGCCGAGCACAAGAAACAGUACGAGGAUCAGCUCAAGCGAUUCAAGGCAACUCACGUCGAAGAUCGACCGCCGGGUACAUCUUUCCUGAUGGGCGGACAGAAACCAACCUCGAAAGCCGAGGUUCUAUCGCGCUUUCCACCAAAGCCCACAGCCGAUCUCCUUGUCUCGCGCUUUUUCAACACAUACGAUCCCGGCAUUCACAUCAUACACGGGCCCUCGUUUCAGGAGGAAUACGACAGGCACUGGGCACAACCAGAAGAGACGUCUGUCAUCUGGCUUGGCACUGUGUUUGCGAUGAUGUGUAUCGCGUUACAGUCGUACACACGAGCUGGCGAUGAGCCUCCGGAAUACCACAACAAGUCUUGGGAGAUGUCAAGAGAAUACGGAGACUUGACGGCGCAAUGUUUGAUCAUGUCAGAUAUUACGCAGCCCAUCACAGGAAUGAUGGAGACUUUGAUCUUGCACGUUCAUGCAGAGUAUGCUCGUAGUAGAGAUGCAGAAGUUGGCAUCUUGAUAAGCACGGGUAUCAUUGUGCGGCUAGCGAUGCGCAUGGGUUUGCAUCGAGAUGCGGCGCCAUAUGCCGGAAUACCCGUUUUCCAGGCGGAGAUGCGAAGACGUGUCUGGGCUGCGGUCCGCUCAUUUGAUCUGCUGUUCUCCGCACAGGCUGGGUUGCCACCCAUCGUCCGACCGCGGGAUACCAACACUGAGAUACCGCGGAAUAUAUACGACGAUGAACUCCACAAAGACAUGAAGAUACUACCUCCUUCGAGACCGGAAACCGAAGCUACACCUACACUCUUCCUCAUCAAUCGGACAAGAUUGAUCUACAAGCUUGGAGAAGCGGUCGAGUGCACCGAUACUCUGACAUGCUCUUCGUAUGAAGAGGUCAUGAAGCUAGACGCGGAAGCUCGAGAGCUACACGACAACAUCUCGCCGCAUCUCAAGAUGCGAGGGAUGGAUGAAGCGGCGCGCGACCCUUCUACCUUGAUCAUGCAACGCUUCACAUUGGAUCUCCUCUUCCUCAAGAUCAUAUGCGUACUGCAUCGAAAGUACCUGUCUUAUGCGAGAGUACAAUCACGUUUUGCCUACUCCAGGAAAGCGGUUAUUGAAGCCUCGAUGAUGCUUCUCAAGCACCAAGCGACCUUGCACCGGGAAUGCCAGGCCGGCGGUCGGUUGCGCAACGUCAAAUGGUUCAUCUCAUCGCUGACCACUGUCGACUUCCUUCUUGCAGCGAUGAUCAUCUCCUCUGAUCUCUACCACACUGCUAGGGAAGCGCCAUCUCGAUCUCCACCGUCAGGAGACACACUCGUGUGGAGUUCAGAUCGUUGCGAGGAGAUGCUCGAAGCUAUAGAGAUAGCGGUGGGCAUCUGGGAUGGUCUGAAAGAUCACUCCAUGGAAGCAUACAAAGCGCACACCACGCUCAGUGUCAUGCUGGAUCAACUCAAGAAGAACCGGGUAGCUAAACAGACGCCCAAUGGCUUCCAAGCAGCUACAUCCGCAUACCCGACAAUGGCACCAAUGGAAGACGCCAAUGUAGCACCUGAACAUUCGGCAGCGAUGACACUGGGCCUACUCAGCACAGGCGGCAUGACGCCCAAUGCCAACAUGUUCGAUCAGCGAUACCCUGCCGGUAUGGCCAAUCUACUAAACGACCCUAUGCCUCAGCCGUCGACGGGCUUGACACCACAAUACAACCAGCCAACAAGCGGACCAACAGGCCCAGAGAAUGCACCAAGUCCGUUCUCAAACCUGUUCGGAGCGAAUCUGUUCCAAAAUCUAGAUCUCCCGCCGACAGACAACAUCAACUGGGACGCAUGGGACUCGUACAUCCAAGGCCCCAACCCUGGCAUGGAAGCGACCAACAACUUCUUCCCCAUGGAUCUUGGUAGCAUGCCUAUGCAAACAGAGCAAAACGGGAUGCCAGCCACAGGACAGACACCGAGCCAGCAACCUAUCCAAGGCAACCGAGCAAACAUGUUCGGGCAGGAUGUCUACAUGGGCACGAACUCUGGUGAAGCGUACACCAUGGGAUUCCUGAUGCCGAAGCAGUCUAACUAG
Messenger RNA from Alternaria ethzedia, 2652 nucleotides. RefSeq lists its product as uncharacterized. The coding region runs from base 1 to 2652 and encodes 883 amino acids. The transcript is spliced from 4 exons. Gene Ontology annotation, molecular function: zinc ion binding; DNA binding; DNA-binding transcription factor activity, RNA polymerase II-specific. Lineage: Eukaryota; Fungi; Ascomycota; Dothideomycetes; Pleosporales; Pleosporaceae. Gene Ontology annotation, biological process: regulation of DNA-templated transcription; DNA-templated transcription. Gene Ontology annotation, cellular component: nucleus. The record is from RefSeq and is a predicted model, not a curated record.